Molecule: messenger RNA, 3924 nt
Organism: Ictalurus furcatus (blue catfish)
Lineage: Eukaryota; Metazoa; Chordata; Actinopteri; Siluriformes; Ictaluridae
Gene: chrna2a
Product: cholinergic receptor, nicotinic, alpha 2a (neuronal)
Exons: 6
Coding region: 1351-2931 (526 amino acids)
Biological process (GO): signal transduction; monoatomic ion transmembrane transport; nervous system process
Cellular component (GO): postsynaptic membrane; synapse; neuron projection
Molecular function (GO): transmembrane signaling receptor activity; acetylcholine-gated monoatomic cation-selective channel activity
Source: RefSeq, a predicted model, not a curated record
GUAUUCAUUUGAGGAUCGGAUCCUGUGCAUUUGUGGAUUUUGAAACAUUUCUAGCAUCAAGAGUGCACACAAAUCCACAAACACUUAGACUCCGCCGUUAGUCUACUCAAACCAAUCGGGUAACCGAUACAUUGCACUGAUCCAGUAAACUGAGUAUUUAUUUUUUUUUAACCAGUAAAGAGGUUGAAACUGAAACACUAACAUCCCCUCAUGAGCAGGAAAGGUGUGUAAAUGUCUAUAUGAGUUCCAAGUUACGUGAACAUGAUAUGAGCAAUGCAUGAGGAAAGCUAAACACAUACAGUGAUAGCUUAGUUGUGCCUCCCCUGGGCUAGCGACACCAAACUGAUAGUCUUGUGUUAGAAAAGUUUUAUAUUUGAUCGGUCUGGUAGUCCAACAGACAGUUUAGACAGUUUCGAACUAGGGGUUUUAAAAGGUUUUUUUUUUUUUGAAGGAAAAGAUGUUCUGAACAUCUUUUCCCUGGAAACAUCAUUUCCCUGGAAAUAUCCACGUGUAUUUCUGUCUUGUUUUUCGGCCAGUGUCACUGCAGAAACAGAAUGUUUUGUCUAAAAUAGGAAAAUAUAAUUGCGACAGCAGAUUUCUAAUGUCACCGGUUGCUCUGUGCAGUACAGACACGUUCAUGACCACGAAAAUAGAAACUGUGAAAACAGGAAAAACUGGCUGAUUUUAGGGUGGGGGAUUUAAGGCUCACUUGCGUCCUGCUAUUAAUACCUUGGUCCAACAUUUUAUUCUCAGUGUUGAUCUGUUUAUUAUUGUUGUUGUUGUCAUAAUUAUAACAACGAAUCACAAAGCCUAGUCCACAAAUAUCUCACUUAGCAAAUAAAACUGUGCUCUGCUCCAUAUUUAAAAUUUAAACCCGACUCACUGGUAGUGCAGUCAUCAGUUCCCUGUUUAUACCGAACAGGGAAUUCCAUAGAAAGCAUAACUCCUCCCCUUAAUUAGAAUAUGGAAACGCAUUCGUAGCCUAUUGGCUAAAUUUUUCCUCUCAGGGAGCGCUGAGAGCCAAAGCGGGGAGUAGUGUUGCCAGGUGUAUGCCUGUCAUGUAAUUGUGAGAAAUUUGAACUGCCGAAACGAAUGGUUUUUGAUUCAUUCCGAUAUAUGCUAUUAUAUUUAUGUUUGUUUUAUAUAAAACGCAGAACGAUACAACUUCAUUUUAGGACCCCUGUAAAGUUUAUGGCAAUUAGAUAUGUGUUUUAAUGCUGCAUGUCAAGUGCGCUUCUUUUGUCGUGAAUAUCUGGCAACCCUAGAGGCACUUACGCUUAAACUGAAGAGCGCAACUAAGAACAUCAUGUAAAUGACAUCUGGACAUCAUUUAAACCUUUCCAUCAAACAAUGCCCUUUGUCGGAGUUAAGGACAUGGGACGAGAUCUUUUACUAUUCUUGGCGCCGUUGCUCUGCUGUGUCUGUGAGGCUGAUGACUGGACCCAUGCUCAUGCUGAGGACAAGCUCUUUAAAAAACUCUUCAGUACCUACAAUAAGUGGUCCAGACCUGUGCAGAAUAUUACUGAUGUAGUAAUUGUCAAGUUUGGCCUCUCAAUUGCUCAGCUGAUUGAUGUGGAUGAGAAAAAUCAGAUGAUGACGACUAAUGUAUGGCUGAAGCAGGAAUGGAAUGAUUAUAAACUGCGUUGGAAGCCUUCAGAUUAUGACAAUGUAACAUCCAUCAGGGUGCCAUCAGAGCUGAUUUGGGUACCAGACAUUGUCCUGUAUAAUAAUGCAGAUGGUGAGUUUGCUGUGACUCACAUGACCAAAGCCCACCUGUUCUACACUGGGGAGGUGCGUUGGGUGCCUCCAGCCAUUUACAAGAGCUCAUGCAGCAUCGAUGUCACGUUCUUCCCCUUUGAUCAGCAAAACUGCAAAAUGAAGUUUGGCUCUUGGACAUAUGACAAAGCCAAAAUUGACCUGGAGUGCAUCGAGAAAACUGUGGACCUGAAGGAUUACUGGGAGAGUGGAGAGUGGGCCAUUGUGAAUGCUAUGGGUACAUACAACACCAAAAAAUAUGACUGCUGUCAUGAAAUCUACCCAGAUAUCACCUAUUUCUUCAUCAUCCGUCGCCUUCCCCUUUUCUAUACCAUCAACCUCAUCAUCCCCUGCCUACUCAUCUCCUGCCUGACUGUGCUGGUCUUCUACCUGCCCUCAGACUGUGGGGAGAAGAUCACACUAUGUAUAUCUGUCCUCCUUUCCCUGACUGUCUUCCUCCUGCUCAUCACUGAGAUCAUUCCGUCCACCUCUCUGGUCAUCCCACUCAUUGGAGAGUAUCUGCUCUUCACCAUGAUUUUCGUAACUCUCUCCAUCGUCAUCACUGUAUUUGUACUGAAUGUGCACCACCGCUCUCCUAGUACUCACAAGAUGCCAUGCUGGGUUCAGACUGUAUUCUUGGGCUUCAUUCCACGUUUUCUCUUUAUGAAGCGUCCAGAGCCUGGGCAGACACGGCACCAGCAACAAGAGAAGAGACAGGUUCUGAGUCAGUGCUCCAAUCUCAGCACCUCUAAAACCUGGCUGCAGCAGGAGACAGAUGUGGAUGUAGGUGUUCACUGGAAUAAGGAGGGCAAUGCGGCCACCUGUUCCUUCUCUCCUGCUACAUCUUUAAACUUGUCUGACUCUGAAGCCUCACUGAAAAAGUGUAACAUGCAACAGCAAGGACAAAGGAUAACCCUCAUUCAACGAUCUGUCAACCCGAGCCAUCUGGAGUCUGAGCCAAGACUGCCAUGCUCCCCAGGUCUACUACAGGCCUUGGAGGGAGUGCAAUACAUUGCUGAUUACUUGCAUGCCGAAGACACAGACUUCUCUGUCAAGGAGGACUGGAAAUAUGUAGCAAUGGUGAUUGACCGCAUCUUCCUCUGGAUGUUCGUCAUUGUAUGCCUGCUGGGGACAGUUGGCCUCUUCUUGCCUCCCUGGCUCUCGGGGAUGAUCUAGCUGCUUGCCAUGGGCUGAUAAUGACAUCAGGUCUCUGAGCAGUGUUCAACCUGUACAACCAGGCCAAGACCUGCCCUAGAGACAACUGCAUUUUUAAAAGGAUUGAACAGUAAUUUUUCAUGCUUUGGAUUUGGUUGUUACCUUCAAUGUGUUAAAAAGAAUUUUAAUAACCUUGACUUUGCAGACCUUUUCAGGAUUGAGGAUAUUUGGGUGCGAUGUCAGUGAUGUAAUGAGUGUGGGUCAGAGCAUAUCAGUUCAUUCAGGUAUUACCUGAGGUCACAUUCAAUUGUUGUAAUAGUUCAGAUCCUCUCAGCCGUGACUUCACCCAUCGCUCCUGUGCGAGCAGCACUCCUCACCUCUCAUUGAAUGAGCUGACAUUUCCUAAUAUAAUACUGUUUCCAAGCCCUGUCACUUCCACACGGAUACAAAGAACAACCUUCAACGUAAUAUGCAAAAUAAACCUUUAUGAAAGAGGCGAGGGAUAUGUGACCUGCUUAGGAGUAAUGCAGUUCAGUUUACACUGAAUGUCUGUAGUGUCUCUUUACCAUCAACAGCAAUCACCUGACAGAUCAAAAGGCAUUUUUCAUUCAUGGACACAGAUCUUUAAAGAGCCAUUGAAAAAUCUGUGUCGUGUUUGAUAUUUCUGAGUUGUGUAAUUAAAUUGCAGUCAUGGACCAUGUGGAAAAAGUGUUUUUAGUAAUGGAACUAUUCUAUCCUUGAGGAUAAAUCAUGUUAGGGCUGCCACUGUAAUUUAAUUAAGAACAUGCUUCCUGUGUGUUUUACUUUACAUAACUCAUUAUUCUGAAUUUGCACCUGUCUUUCCUCCCCUACUCAAUCAGACUGUAAUGGCAUUUAAACAUUCUGUGUAUAAAUAUAUUGUCAACAACAAUAAACAUUAUAACGUCCUUUUAUUGUCCUUUUAUUUAUAAAGCCUAAAUUGACAGAUUUAUUUGAGCUGGUACUGUUUCAUUGACUAAUGCUCCCUCUGCUGGU